Molecule: messenger RNA, 328 nt
Organism: Closterium sp. NIES-67
Lineage: Eukaryota; Viridiplantae; Streptophyta; Zygnematophyceae; Desmidiales; Closteriaceae
Source: the annotation of a GenBank genome assembly
GCCGGACGCCAUGCAGAUCCUUCGGUCGCACCGCAUAGCCACCCUGGAGGAUUUCGUCAUGGCGGAUGGUCGCAUGCUGCGGAGGGACGUGGAGGGCAUGGCGCAUGGCACGGCUAGGGAUGACGCACUGCAGGCCAUAGACCAGCUACAUCAUCACAUGGUGCAUGCCAUGUGCAUGCCAGCACAUGCCACACUGGGUGCUCCAGCAUUGACUCCUUGCUAGGGGGAGGCCUGCCCCUGGCAGCAGUCACAGAGGUCACUGGCGCUGCUGGUGCUGGCAAGACUCAGUUCUGCCUGCAAGCAGCAGCAGUAGCUGCAAUCUCCCCGC